AUGGCGAUGAAUGUCGUGAACGCGGGGCACCGGACUAAGGUGCAUGAUGUGCGACCGGAGGCGGCGACAGACCUGCUGGAGGCGGGGGCGGUGUGGGCAGAGACGCCGGCGGAUGCGGCCCGUGGGAGUGAUGUGGUUAUGGGAUCGCUGCCGGGUCCACUGGAGGUCGAGGCGGUGGUGAAUGGAGAUCAGGGUGUGCUCGAUGGCGCUGCGGAGGGCUCUGUGUAUAUCGACCUGGCGACGAACUCGCCGAGCACCGUCCCAAGGGUCCGGACCGACGCCGCGGACCUGGGUAUGCUGACGGUGAUGGUGGGGGGCGAUCCGGACACGCUUGAACGGGUUCGGCCUGUGCUGAAUGCCAUCGCAGACCCGAGUCGCAUCUUCUACUGCGGUCCUGUCGGGUCGGGAGCCAUCUGCAAGCUGUGCAACAACCUCGUCAGCCACACCACCUUUAGCGUGCUGGCGGAGGCGCUUACAAUAGGUCUUAAGGCCGGUGUGCCCCUAGAGACGCUAUCGGCGGUCAUGGCCGCCGGGCUCGGCAUCCAGCCCCAAGAUCGGCCGGUUCGAGUCGGUUUUUCGAUCGGGACUUCGAUCCGGCCGGUUUCGCGUUCGUGA
Messenger RNA from Geodia barretti, 615 nucleotides. Lineage: Eukaryota; Metazoa; Porifera; Demospongiae; Tetractinellida; Geodiidae. The record is from the annotation of a GenBank genome assembly.